Molecule: messenger RNA, 1787 nt
Organism: Humulus lupulus (European hop)
Lineage: Eukaryota; Viridiplantae; Streptophyta; Magnoliopsida; Rosales; Cannabaceae
Product: UDP-glycosyltransferase 71A16-like
Exons: 1
Coding region: 118-1620 (500 amino acids)
Molecular function (GO): UDP-glycosyltransferase activity
Source: RefSeq, a predicted model, not a curated record
AGAAGUUCAAGUCGCCUAUCUAUAUAAAUAUAAAUAGAGUGCUUCUUUUCCUUGUAUAUAGCCUAUCACUCGGAUUCGUUUCAUAAAUUACACUGAAAAAGAGAAGAGGUAGAGAAAAUGAAGAAAGGAGAGCUAGUUUUCAUUCCUUUUCCGGGUGUGGGCCACAUCGUCUCAUCGUUGGAGAUGGCAAAGCAUCUUGUUGCUCAAGAUCUUCGUCUUUCAAUAUCUAUCCUUCUCAUAAAAAUACCCGGCUUCGACUCCCCAAACAAGUCCUCCAUGCAAUCUCUUGGCUCCAUCUCCGAACGCAUCAAGUUCAUCGAAUUACCGGAAGGUCAGAAAGCUGACCGCAGUUCUAAUAAUUCCAAUCCCAUCAAUUUCAUCACUUCAUUCUUCGAAAAUCUCAAACCCCACGUUCGACACGCCGUCAAGAACCUCAUCGACUCCUUUUUUUAUCAACCGGACUCGCCUACGCUGGCCGGUUUCGUCAUCGACAUGUUCUCCACUGCCAUGAUCGACGUUGCAGACGAGUUUGGGGUCCCCUCCUACGUGUUUUUCACAUCUGGAGCCGGGUUUCUCCGCCUCAUGACUCAUCUCGAAUCCCAAUGUACCCACCAUAACAAAGAUAUUACCGAAUAUAAAGAUCAACCGGAUGCAGAGCUUGUCGUUCCAGGUUUCGUUAACCCGAUCCCUGCUAAGGUCUUCCCCGAUGUGCUAUUGGACAAGGUGGCGUGCCCUUUGAUUCUCGGUCAGUACAAAGAUAUGAAAAAAACCAAAGGUUUUUUGGUGAAUACGUUUAUGGAGUUAGAGUCCAACAUGAUUGAUUCUAUGACUGAAGAUAAAUUGAUCCCGCCAAUUUACCCUGUGGGACCCCUUGUAAAUCUUAACCCUAACCGAGCCCACAAAGGAGUUGGUAUGACCGAUGAUAAAGAAACUAACAUCGUCACUUGGCUUGAUAGCCAGCCUCCUUCGUCAGUAGUGUUCUUGUGCUUUGGGAGCAUGGGAAGCUUCAAUGGAGAGCAAGUGAAAGAGAUAGCCAUUGGAUUAGAGCAAAGUGGGGUUCGGUUUCUGUGGUCGUUAAGAAAACAACCACAGAAGGGUGAGUCUCCAGAGCCAAAAGAAUUCACAGAUUUGAAUGAAGUUCUUCCAGAGGGAUUUCUUGAUCGAACGGCUGAGGUCGGAAAGGUCAUAGGGUGGGCUCCACAGGUGACUGUCCUGGCUCACCCCUCUGUUGGAGGGUUCGUGUCGCAUUGUGGUUGGAACUCAACCCUCGAGAGCUUGUGGUUUGGGGUGCCAAUGGCCACGUGGCCGUUGUAUGCGGAGCAACAAAUCAAAGCUUUCAAGCUAGUGAAGGAGUACAGAUUAGCGGUGGAGAUUAGAUUGGACUACAGGAGGAGUUACAACAGUGCUGGUCAUGUUGACAAUGAAGCAGGGAUUGUGAUUGUGAAAGCUGAAGAAAUAGAACUUGGAAUUCGAAGGAUGAUGGAGCCUGAUAAUGAUAUUAGGAAGAGAGUGAAGGAAAUGAGUGACAAGGGCAGGAAAGCCUUGUUGGAGGGUGGGUCUUCGUACACUUAUUUGUGUCGUUUUAUUACAGAUGUGAUACAUAAUAUACCUCAAAUGUGAAGCUUUUUUUGGUUGUUAAGUAUGCAUAAAAUUUAUUUAAUCAUGUUAAACCAGCGACUACGUUAGCUCGACGUAGCAAAAAGUUUCUAAUGGUUGUAGGGGGACAUUAGAUUGUAAUUAGACUUGUUGUGAGAUUGGAGUAUAAUAAUAUGCAAAAAUUGGAACUA